CUGACAACACGACUAAAAACGUCAAAUAACUCAAAAAUGGCUGACGGAGGUCCUAGUAAAAGUGAUAUUGAAGCCGUUUUUCAAAGAUUACGUUCAAUUCCUGCCAAUAAAGUAUGUUUCGACUGCAACGCAAAGAACCCUACGUGGUCGUCGGUGACGUUCGGAGUGUUCAUCUGCUUGGACUGCUCCGCGGUGCACCGCAGCCUGGGAGUGCACCUCACCUUCGUGCGCUCCACACAACUUGACACCAACUGGACAUGGAAGCAGCUGAGAAACAUGCAGCUGGGCGGGAACGUCAAUGCGACGCAGUUUUUCCGCACUCAUGGGCUGGUGACGGACGACGCCCGUCAGAAGUACAGUUCACGAGUUGCACAAAUGUACAAAGAUAAAUUAAGUGCGCAGUCGGAACAGGCAAUGAAAACAUAUGGCACUAAAUUGCACAUAGAUGCAGCAGCGCCAGAAGUGAAGGAGAGCAAAGAAAGCAAGGAGGUAGAUUGGUUUGCGGAGCAUGGUGAUACCCCCACUAACUCUGACAGCCAGAUAAAUCCAGUAGUAGCUCCAGUAAACAACAGUCUUGGUGAAGAUGCUCGACUGUGGGGUAUGAGCGAGCCCAACUCAAACUCUGCUGCAAACAAUAAACCUGCCGCUAGACAACCUGCCAGAAGGACAACGCUUGGAGCUCGCAAAGGUGGGCUUGGUGCACAGAAAGUGACUGCAAACUUUGAUGACAUUGAGAGAGAAGCUAUCAUGGCUGAGAAACUGAAAAUGGAGUCAGCGAGCACAGCUCGUUCAGUGACAGCGGAGGAGGUGGUGGAGUGCGUGGCGUCGCUGCGGCUGCAGGACCGCUCGCACCCACGCAGGGACGACGAGCGGCUCGGCAUGGCCGCCGCCAGCCAGCACAGGGGCGGCGUGUCGCACAGCGCGACGCACGCGAUGCAGAGCAUCGAGCAGGAGGACGGGCCGCCCGCACCGCAGCACGACAUCGACGACUUCGCCGCAGCCUUCACAUGCAUACGAAACGAGCCAUUCCUUAACCGUUCCCUCGACCUGGGCACGCCGAGCAGCCCGGCCAACGACGGCUGGGAGACCAUCGAACCGGAACCAGCAAGACCAGUUCGCUCCAUGUUCAGCGCUGAACCUUCCAGCGUAAAGGACUCCAAGGACCCGAAAGACUAUAGAGAUAAUCGAAGCUCCAGGGACUAUGGCAGCCCUGCUAGCCACGCACGCAGGAACAGAAGACAAGCUGAUGAUGAUGAUUCCGCAGUCAAGAAGUUUGGUUCGGCUAAAUCGAUCAGCUCGGCGCAGUUCUUUGGAGAUCAGGACAGCAUGGCGGGCGGCGAGUCGGCGAUGUCCCGCUUCGAGGGCAGCUCGAGCAUCUCGUCCGCGGAGAUGUUCGGCGGCAACACGCGCCCGCAGCGCCAGCCCGGCUUCACCGUGUCCGCGCCCGACCUGGACGAGGUCCGUGAAUCAGUCCGUCUCGGUGUGACGCGUGUGGCCGGGCGCUUAUCUUCGCUCGCCAACGGCGUAGUUUCCUCCAUUCAAGAGAAAUACGGUUACUGAUCCUCGCUGCCCCCGGGGCCGCCGGAGCCCCACGCGGGGACGGGGCCUCUAGAGCCCCACACGGACACGGGGCCCCAGAAGCCCCACACGGACUACGUUACACUAACGCACUAGUUUACACGUUUUUGUCUAAGGCUGAUUUUGUAAAUUUUCAAAACUUUGUUGAGUGAUUAAAAGUUAAAAUUAAAAAUGAAAGUGCAUUCUUGUAUGAUUUAUGGAUGACUCAAUGGUGAGAAUUUUUUUAGUGACUCAAUCUUCAAAAUGAAUAAUAUAACAAAGUUAUGACUUAAUAAAUUGUAAACUAGUGUCAUUGAUUUUUUUUAAUUGAUUGUAAUACGGAUUUAGCCAAUGUCCAGUAUUUAUGAAUAGUGUAGAGUUUGACGCUCAGCAAAUAUGACAAAUCAUAAAAUAUUACAGGCUUUAGCUUCUGUUACCCACCCAGCUAGCGAAACUGCUUAUUUUGUCUAUUCCAAUAUUUGUAAUAUGUAUUUGUAAAUAACUCAGGCUUUUAAAACUUUGAUACAAUUUUAAAUAAAUUGAUUUUUCUACAUAUGUCGGUACAUUAGUUAUUAGUUUUUCAUUUAAAAAUUAAAAUUAUUUCGGUAUGAUUAACUGUAUAUACCCAUUAUAUACAUUGUUCAUUUAUGUAUUUUUUUCUUAUAGGUAUUUGACUAAUCAAACAAAACCUGGAUUUUUAUCAUUUUUGUUUUGUUCCUAUAAUUGAACUACAUUGAAACAAUAUUCACUAUAUUGAAAGAUAAAAUUACACUUAAAAUUUGACCUUAUGCCAGGUAUACUAAUAAUUUCUUGGUGUUUAUUUUGACCACGAUUAUUUAUAAAAUACUAUAUUAAAUAUCUAUACAAAAUAGAAGUUAUGGAACUGCAAUUAUAAUGAACAAGAAGUAAGGUUACAUAAUUCAUUAAUAAAAUUAUGUACAAUAUUGUAAUAUAUGGUAUUUAAUAUUGUAGGGUUUGUACCUUAGGUUUGUACAGUCACAGCUAGCGGGCACGUAAUGGUAAACAUAGAGUAUAGUUGGCCAGAUAUAUUCAAUAGAGAUAUCCUAUUUAUUCAUUAUCGUAUAGUACAUUAGGGGCUCGAGUAUUUUAAAUGAUUUCUAGGUUUUGGAUAAAAAAGUGUUCUUCAUAGGAAGGAAAAUUGUCCAUGGUAGAUGUUGAAUGAAGAAUUGCUUCUGUGAAUUGUGAUGGUUAUGGUACUUCACUUUAUUUUCCAAUUUACAGGUAACAUUAUACAUGUAAUAUUAAUUUGUUAAAUGUAUAAAUAUACACUGCUUUGGGUUUCGCACCUAAAACAUGAAACGGUUUUCAAAUAAAAAUGCUAAUCAAUAUUAUAAACUAUAUUAGCACUUAGUAAUUAAUUGGAAGCGAUCCUUUUAAAAUAAAUUUGCUAGUUAGACAAAUUGUAAGAUGAGGCAUUAGGCAUGAGAUUGAUCUAAUAACUGGUGAUGUAGCACAAGGCUAAGACAAGGCUAGAAUUAAGGCGUUUGUUUCCAACGGCUUGACAAUAAGCAUAAUAUUGUAUGUAAUUACUUGGAUAAUGCUGUAUCCAUUUAGAAUAAUUCCAAAUAUACGAUGUAUGGGACGAUGGGUAGUUACGAGAUGAAUGGUGUCUUUGUAUUUGGUAUUGCGUAUUUAAAAUGUUCAUAAGAUUUUUAUAGCAAGGAAAAUUCUUGUAUGGCCAUAUUUUUAUCUGUAAUACCCACAUGUCAUCUUUUUUUUGUGGUCAACUCUAGCAUUUAGAUAUUUUGAAUAUUUUUAGCCAUUAUUUUGAUUUAAUGUUAUUUUUACGAUUUCAUAAAACAUUGUUUAUUUUUGUUUGUUACAAUCAUUACCUUUAUAGGUUAUUUAGUAAGUUUAUUAUUGGGUGUAACAUCGCUACACUUAAUGCUUUCUUCCAUUAUCAUAAACGUGUAUGUAAAACAUUGUGAAUACUUUGGCAUUUCUGUAACACGGUUAUGUAUUGUGUAUAGAUUUAAUAAAUAAUUUUAUUAUAAAAUAAAACAUUAUAUUUGCA
Messenger RNA from Colias croceus (clouded yellow), 3592 nucleotides. RefSeq names its product ADP-ribosylation factor GTPase-activating protein 3 (gene ArfGAP3). Bases 37 to 1560 code for a protein of 507 amino acids. The record is from RefSeq and is a predicted model, not a curated record. Gene Ontology annotation, molecular function: GTPase activator activity. The transcript has 11 exons. Gene Ontology annotation, biological process: COPI coating of Golgi vesicle. NCBI's taxonomy places the organism in Eukaryota, Metazoa, Arthropoda, Insecta, Lepidoptera, Pieridae.